Messenger RNA from Agrilus planipennis (emerald ash borer), 2434 nucleotides. RefSeq lists its product as uncharacterized. The transcript is spliced from 3 exons. The record is from RefSeq and is a predicted model, not a curated record. The coding region runs from base 454 to 1737 and encodes 427 amino acids. NCBI's taxonomy places the organism in Eukaryota, Metazoa, Arthropoda, Insecta, Coleoptera, Buprestidae.
CUUAUUUACAAAACAUUUUUUAGAACUCUUCGGUCAUUUAGAGGACAUAAAAAACCAAAGUAUGAAAAAGACAGUGAUGUACAAUUACGAAAUCGUACAUAUGAUGGAUAUUCAACACUUAGUCGACAAACUGUUCCGGCUUAUCGACAAGCCCCCAUUGUAACUUCAACCCCUUUACUUCCUAGAUCUCGAUUUAGCGAAAGAGUGCGAAAAUCGGUCGAUAAUUCAUACGACUCCUCAAAAAACCCAUUUGAAAAUGGAGAUGAUGAGGAGGGUGUCAAUGAAAUUAAACCUGAAGAUUAUAGAAAGAGGGUUAAAAGGAGAAAACGUCGAGCCCCCUUACCACCUGGUGUGAAAGAUUCAAGUUGGAGUCUAACAUCAGUCGAAACUGAUAUAUCUUCUUAUCCACAUUCGGAAGUAAGCGAUUUAGAUGUUUCAGAAAUAGAAAAGCCAAUGACUGAGAUUUGUGAGAUGUUGCAAAGUUUUACCAAAGAAAUUGAGAAAAUGACUGACUCGUUUAAUGGCAAUGUCGAAAGCAAUCACAAAUCAGAAAAUCCUGAAAGCGAUGAAACUCACAUUCGAUCCAAAGAGGAGGGCAUUUCUGAUAACGAAAACAUCGUUUGUCCAAAAAUUGUAAUCACCUCCGCCGAAUGUAGUCCUACCAAAGACAAUAUUCUAAUUAUCAAAUCAGUUUCCUCCACAAUUCAGGAUGAAGAUUGUGGGAUCGACCAAAAAUCUCCAAAAGAAGGUUGUGAAAAAUUGGGAAACGUCGAAGAGAAUGUGGAAGAAAGUUCCCAUAAUAGAAUAGAACCUGAGACAUGUUGUGAUCAUAAGAUAAUUGAGGAAAAGCCACCUUUAUCAAGUUCUGACCAUGAAAUAAUUAAAGAAAAAUCACCAUCAUCAAAUCAUGAUGUCCAGGAGAUUAUUGAAGAAGAAAUAGUUGAAAAAGAAUCAACUCCAUUACGUAACGACCAGGAGAUAGCAAAAGACACCUUACCUUCACCAGAACGUGACCAUGAGACAAUUGAAGAAAAACCAUCUUUGUCUCAUUCUCAUCACGAAAUGAUUGAAGAAAAACUGUCUUCGUCAGAUUGUGACCAUAAGGUAAACGAAGAAGAAAAACGAUCUUCAUUAGGUUGUGACCAUGAGAAAAUCGAAGAAAAUUUAUCUUCAUUUAGUGGUAAUCAUGAGAAAAUUGAAGAAAGUCUACCUUCGUUAGAUUCUGUCCAUGAGAAAAUUGGAGAAAACCCAUCUCCAUUAGGGUGUGGUAAUGAGAAAAUUGAAGAAAAAUCAUCUUCAUCCGGUUGUAACUAUAAAACAGUAGCACAAGGAACAGAAGUAGAAGAAAGGAUACACAACUUAGACAAUAAAGAUUAUCUCAAUAACAAUGAUUCAGCAGGACUUGGUGUGAACCAUUUCAGUACAUACGCCCACGACAUGAAAUAUAUCGACGAAUCGUAUACUAUCCAUGAUAGAGUGAUGGACGAUUCGGAUAUUCGAGAUGAUAAUAGUCGAAAAGUAGACGAAACGAAUAAUAACCAAGGGUACAUUCCAAAUGGGUCGUAUAAAGAAAAUCAAUUUCCAGUACAAGAAAGCGAUUUUGCAAACGGCAACGGUACCAACACCAAUAAAAAUGUAAUCGAAGAAAAAGAAACUCAAGAGCAACCCCCCGUUCCCAAAGUCAGAAAGAAGAAAUUUACAAAGGCUAAACUUCUUGGUUUUUUCAGUGGAAAAUAGACGUACUACAAAGGUAUUGUACCCAAACUACCGUUGUAAAAAAGGUGCCAUUUUAAAUUAUUAUUUUUGGGGUUGCUUUCGUAACAUUGGGUAUUAUAGCGGGUACGGGAGGGGUUAGGCGAGAAGAAGGGGACAAAAAAAAUCUUAAGAUCCUUCCAUAAAUUUUUGCUAUCGCUAAUACAUAAUAAAGCCUCCCUCCGAUGGGGAGUUAUGGAUAUCUCACCUUAAACAUUUUUAUUUUUAAAUUAAAAUUAAUUUGGGGGAGGGCCUUUCUUAACCCCCUUUAACACCUUUCCUCUUCCGUACGCAGAAUAACAAUUAUGCAUUGCUCUGAUCCCCCCUGGGGGGGUAUGUGACCCUAUUUCUCCCCUUCGUUUCUCCCCCCCUUCCGUAUCCGCCAGGUUGCCAAAGGUUAUCAAAGCCACCCUUUUUGUUUUUGGGAAAGACUUGUUUACUUACGUUUGUUGUAAAUUAUUGUAAUAACGCUAUUUUUUGAGUAAAUAAAAUGUCACGUUAUGUAUAAUGGCAUUUUAUAAUCAUUAUGCAUAUAAAUUUAAAUUAAUUGAUUAUCAUAAAAGACACGUAUCCUAAAUAAUUAUUGUGAUAUUUUCUAGGGCCUAACUGUACUCGAUUUAUAUAUAUUUGUAGUAUUAUGUACUGUUAUCCAUAAUAAAAUUUUUGUUGGAAGUAGGUAUCA